AUGGUCGUCGACGACGAUUCCGCCUCUGAUUCUCGUCCAGAUUCCAUUCCCUUUGGUCCUACCACUGACUGGGGGUCGACUCAACAGGCUGCUCCUCCGGCCAACACUGUCAAUCCCGAUCCAUCCGCUCGAGAGAUGAUGGCGUUCGACUACCGCGCCAUCCGGGAGCAACUAGUCGGCUCCAAUCCACUACCGUUCGGUACACAAGUAUAUCGAGAGGAAGACCUUCUCUUCCUAUUUCAGAAUGUCGCCAACAAUUUCAUACACUUGUCCAAUAAGUACCCCGCCUCGACUCUCGGCGAAAUCGAGGAUCGUGUUCAAUUCUAUCAGAACCUGCAAUGGGUUUUCACCGCUGACCGUCAGGUUUUCCUGGCCACCCACUGCGGCUAUCCCUAG
Messenger RNA from Puccinia graminis f. sp. tritici CRL 75-36-700-3, 396 nucleotides. RefSeq lists its product as uncharacterized. The record is from RefSeq and is a predicted model, not a curated record. The transcript has a single exon. Lineage: Eukaryota; Fungi; Basidiomycota; Pucciniomycetes; Pucciniales; Pucciniaceae. The coding region runs from base 1 to 396 and encodes 131 amino acids.